ACAGUUAAUUAUAACUUUUACCACGUGCGUGCGUAAAGUGGAUGGCUGGGCGCGCACUCAUGCAGCACAUCACUGCGGGGAUCAUCUGCUGUCAGGCGCGUUAUUCGGAGUGGGAGUGAGGGCUAUGGACGAUUCAUCGACUGAUUCGCCUCUCAGACUGGAACAUUUCAUAUGGUCUACCUACUUUUGUCUCAUCCACGAGCUUUAAAUAAAGUCUACCUGGAAAAUGAGACGCGCAGACAACAAUCGGUGAUCUGUUUACCGGUUGAUUGCAAAAUUUAGACUUAAUAAGGAUUUGUUUUUUUUUUGUUAAAGUCUUUCUCGGAUAUGGCACAUCUGUGGAUCCAAUAAGAGGAUUCCACAGCGUCAGACGCGUCUGCGGCGGGAGAGACCAGCGGAGGGGACUGGGGAAACUUGUGUGGUGCAGGAGACGGUCUCUCUUUUCGAAUCGGCGCCGUCACAGCUGUCACAGAAAAAAGGAGAGAGAACCAUGGUGAACUCCCUCAUACUGAUGCUCAGCUGGACUGUGAUCUCUGAGGUGGCGAGAGCUCAGAAUGACACGGAGCCCAUCGUCCUGGAGGGCAAAUGCCUCGUGGUCUGCGACUCUAACCCGACCACGGACUGGAAGGCUUCGUCCUCUCCGCUCGGCAUCUCAGUGCGCGCCGCCAACUCCAAGGUGGCUUUCUCUGCAGUCCGGAGCAACAACCAUGAGCCCUCGGAGAUGAGCAACAAAACAAGAAUAAUCUACUUCGACCAGAUUCUUGUGAAUAUAGGAAACUACUUCACAUUUGAAUCAGUAUUUUUGUCCCCAAGAAAAGGAAUCUACAGUUUUAACUUCCAUGUCAUUAAAGUGUACCAGAGUCAAACCAUACAGGUAAACCUGAUGCUGAAUGGGAAACCAGUCAUUUCUGCCUUUGCGGGUGACAAAGAUGUGACUCGUGAGGCAGCCACCAAUGGAGUUCUGCUUUAUCUAGAAAAGGAGGACAAAGUCUACCUAAAGCUGGAGAAGGGAAACUUAGUUGGUGGAUGGCAGUACUCAACAUUUUCUGGCUUUCUCGUGUUCCCUCUGUAAAGAAAAGAAGAUUGUAAGCUCGCUGACUUCUUCAUAAUGUGUUGUCACUGUAUAAUCAAAACAUUGCUGCUGCAUCAGUUGGAUCUUGCCAAAUGGAUUGAAAAAUGAGUGAUGGAAAUGGAUAACAUCAGAGCGAGGAAAUAAGACUUUGGAAAUUGUUCACAUUCUCUGAAGUGCUGAGUUCCUGUCCAGAUGAAAGAGACUUGAAAUGUUCCCCAUCCCUUCUCUAUGUUCCUGUCACUCAAGCAGCCUCAGAGAGGAACACUAAAACAUCCCAAAAGUACUUUUCAAACUUUGACUUGUCAGAAUAUGUUUAGCAUACUGAUUUUUUUUUCAUGACAACUGUUGCAUUUUAGUACAUCUGCCUUUUGGGUGUAAACUGUAUAUGCCUGUGUUACUCCUGUGGCUUGUCAUCACCAAAGUUUUCACCUUGCUAAGUACUUGGGGUAUUACUUGUUCCAGGCUGAGAGGUGGUCAAAAAAAAAAGAGAUAAUAGAGGUGUAAGUCACUGAUAACAGAGAUCCAUGUUUAUGGAAGUUGCCUGAUAGAAUAGAUUAAGUUGAAUUAGAUUUUUUUUAAAAGGGGGGAUUAAUGCUCAUUGCAAAGAGUGAUUGGUGAUGAGAGGCACUGAUGGAUUACUGAAUGGACAUAUGGGGCACAGGCCCAGAGGCCUCACCUGAAAAAUGUCACUGAAAGAUGACAACAAAAAGACAUCAAGUGACCACAGGCAGAUGCAAAACAAGCACAAAGCAACGCAAAAACACCUAUAAAACAUGCUAAACAACUACAAAGACAAACCAAACAACCACAAAUAAAUACAAAAAGAUGCAAAAGUACUACAUGCGGAUGCACAAAACAGCUACAAAGAGAUGCCAAAUGGCUACAAAGACACAGAAAACUACCACAAAGUGGUGCAAAAUGAUCACAGGCAGAUACAAAAUGACUACAAACAGAUGCCAAAUGACUGCAUAGAGAUACAAAAUGACCAUACAUGCACACACAAAGCAACCUCAUGAGACGCCAAAUAACUACAAAGAGAUACAAAAUGACACUUUGUGUUUCUUUCAGUCUGUGGGUCUUGCUUCUAUUUAGAGGGUGAGGGGCCUUUUACAUGCCUGUGCCCAGGGUCCUGUUGUGUCAUACUGUGUCCAUGAUCAGAGGUUAGAUUUCAUCAUAUUUCUGAUCAAUAAGGCUCACUGCUGAUACUGAUACCGUGCUUUAAAUCAGCUACAGUGGUCAGUUUAUCUUACCUGUCCACACUGUCUCUCUGAAGUUACAUUUAUAUUUCACCAAUUUGUUUUUGCCAAAUACAUAUUAAGGGAAAUGUAAUUCUUGCCUAUUGAUCACAUGACCAACCCACAGCUAUGCAGUUUGACUCAGCUCAAUGUUUUAGCAUCUUUCAGCUCAUUGUUUUGGUUUUAUGGCUUGCAAUUUUACUGUUUUAGUUCACUGUCACUGCUCUGAUCAGCACAGUGUCAGUGAGUGAACAUAAUGGAGCAUUUAGCAGCUAAAGAGCCAGAUGUUUCCAUUAAGAGUGGGUGGAGACCAAAACAGAGCUAAAAGAAAGGUGAAUAUUUAAGUCACAGUCAUCAGGUGGCCAGAAACAUGAGUCCAAAUGAAUGCUAAUGUUGCUCCAUAUCUGCUGAAUGUGUAAAUAGGCAACUGUUUGCUAACAAGUUCAGCAUAUCAACUUAAAAGGUGAAAAUAUAUGUCGGUGUUGUGUGUGUCAGCGUGUUUCUGCUGCCCCCCAGUGGAAAAAAACAAACAAACAAACAAACAAAAAAAAAAACAGGUGUAAGGUUGGGAAAGAUAAUUGUUUUGGUCACAUGUUAAUAAACUAAAUGAUGUUUCAAGUCACUGUUGCCUUUUUAAUAUUUAACAAAGACCAUAAUCUUUCCCUGACCUUGUGCCUAAACAUAAGCAUAAAAAAUGUUAAUAAUGCUUUCCUUGCUACAGUACAAGUGGAAAUUGUAUUGCAAGAGUGGAAACAAAUAAAAUAUGUUGUUAUUGAACAAUUUACAAUUAGUUCAGGCAGCAUUACAUUUCUCUUAAAAAGUAUCUGCUGUUGGAAAUGUGUGGUAUAUAAAUGUGAUUUCAAUCUGUGUAUUUAUAAUAAAUCUUGCACAAGUCAACUCAUGGUUUAUGGAUCUUAAUAAAGUUUAAUGGGCGUCUGAGAACCUUAAUUGGUUAACAGGCCAAUAAUAAACAGAUUCCUGUCACAGUUGGUGAGCGUAAAUAGCUUUCAUAAGGCAGCUUGGGAUAACUGAUGAAUUAAUAAAUUCCUUAAUUGUUGCUCUUGAGCUCAAUAUGUGCUUACAGUAUGUGAUGGCUGUCCCCUUCAUGUGUACAGCAGAGUUUCUGUUGGCCUUACUGCAGUGUGUGCUGCUGGUGCAGUGUGCAGCUGCAUUGUCAGAAUCAACCUAGAGGCUUGCGGAGGUUUUUCUUCUGAGCUUAUUUCAAAUCAUUAUUUCAAUCCGGAAUAAUAAUGUGCAUCCUCCUCAGCUCUACUGUUUUUUGGGUGAUCACUUUAAUUCAUCAAAUUCAUGUUGCUAAGCGUUGUUUGUUUUUGCCAGUGAUUGAUAAGUUGGCCUCAGUAUCACUGUCAGUUUUUGUAACCAGGAAAUCGUUUGAGGGAACUGAUUUUUCGGCUUAAAUGAAGAGGAGAAGGCAGGAGUGAAAUCAUCAUGCAGCUCCAUAAGCCUCCUGAAGCUUUACAGCUACAGUUGUGUCUCACUUCAUACCAACUCCUGCACAAGAAAACAGUGGUGAAAAUUUACCCAAUGAUAUUAAAAUUGCAGAUCUGUUUAAAUUAAGAACGGUUGCUCUUAUUAAAUCACGCUGCUACAUCUUGUAUAUUUCUUUUGCUAAACUGAAAUAAUCUGUUUUUUUUUGUGUGUGUGUGUGUGUGUGUCUACAUUACCUUACAUCUGUCUAUGCUCACACUGGCUGACCCAUAAUGAGGAAACUGGACAGUGCCACUGACGUUAUUGUAGUUUCUGUAGUGAAUUAUAAUAUGAAUUAAUUUUGUAUUUAAAUGAUGCAAAUGUAAAUCAGUGGGUUAAAACGUUUUAACGUGAACAUUGAAUGUUCCAGUUAAUUAAUAUAUUGGAGAAUUCUGGCUUUUAAUGAUGAAUAAAAAAACAUGAUUUUUAAAUUAGAUUUUAGUUUUUAUUGACUGGUCAUCUCCCUUUUCAGCUGGCCAAUCAGAGCUCUUGUUGUUCUUUGGGAUGGACUUUUUAUUUAAGGGUUUUACAAACCACAAACUAACUGACUUUCCUCUGGUCAAAGAGACAGAGCAAAUGAAUACGACAAGAACAAACAUUAGAGAAUAAAACACAUUAGCACACUCCAGCCUCCAUAAAAGCCAGUAUGUGAUGUGAUAUUUACAAGAAUUUCAAGGUUGCAUAAAGUUUUCAUGUCAACAGUUUUGCAAAAGUAAAAUAUUCUGGGUAAUUUUUCAUUCUGUUUCUCAAGGCUAGCUAUGCUGUAUGUGCAGUUUAUUGUCAUGGUAUGGUCAUUUAUUUAUCAUAGUCCUCAGAAUUCUGCAUUGUAAAUAAAAUGUGAAUGUAGAACCAAUUUUUUGAGGUGUGUGUCGAAAUAUAGCUGAUAUCAUUUUGCUGCUAUUAGUCUGUUGGACGCUUUUUUGUUUUUAAAUGCUGCUAUGCAAAUUGGCACGUAAUGUUAUGGUUUGACCAAGGUAACAUCAUCUCAUGUGAUUGUGUAGAAACAGCACACCACUACCAGGCUGACCAAGGUCAACUGUUUUCUCUCCUUAUUCUGUAUCAUAAACUACAGUUGACCUCAAAUAGAACAGACUUGUAUUGAUCUAUGUUGUUCCUCAGCUUUCUGUGGAAAUGUGUCAUACAUGUUUCACAUAUUCAAAAUCAAAGCCAAAUCAAAACUUAAUUUCUACAAAUGUUUAAAUGUAAUUAGAGUAUUUUCAGAUUGGGAUGUUGAGGUUACAUCUUCCUGGCACAGUUUGACUUGUAACAGGAUUAAUGAUUAUUAUUAAUGAGAAUAUCAGUGUCUUGAAAGAAGGUGUCACAUGGCUGCCUGAGUAUUAAGGAUGACACCCGAUUCAAGAACAAGGCUUUCUUUUUUUUGUAUUUGUACUUUGUACUCAGAUUUUCAGAUUAUGAAACAUUUAGCCUUUGUGCAUCCAUACCCAAAUAUUAUGUAAUUUUGUCUUGUUUUGUGUUUUCAGUUUGGAUGAUGGACACUCUUACCCUAAACUGACAUUCUUUAUUUAUUCUAUAUUUAUAUAGUUUUUUGUCUCUUUUAUAUCUGUCUCCUUGCAGAUUAUCCAGUGAUGAGUAGAGGUGGGGCUUUGGGACCUAUCCUGAAUCACUGCAGAGACUAUUACUAUGUACUUACAUUACAUUCACAGCAGAAAUGCGGCAUUUUAUCAUUAGCCCUUAAAUACAAGCCUAAAAUAGUUCUGUUGGGUUGAUUUUUUCUUGUGUAGGUUUUGAAUAUUGUUUUGGGAAAGAGGUUCAAUGUUCAAAUGCGCAGAAUGGUGUAAAUAUGAAGUGAACACUAAAUGUUUACAGUUGUAUGUUCAGAUUCCCUAAUGAUGUGGAUGUUGACUCAUUGAAAGUAUUAUGAGUUUCCACAGAAACAACAACAAAAGCAUAUUUUUGAGCACUGAUGGUGCACAAAAAAGCUCAAAACCCAUGAAGGCAAGCUCUGAGCAAACAGGUUGAAUUGUGUAUGACACAGCUGAUUGUUGGUUAUCCAUGAAAUUGUAUCACCACAAUUUGGGAAUAAUAACUUCCUACAAAAAAUAUCUUCCUAUAAUGAAACAAUAACAUGGCCCUGGCUGAGUAUUCUAGCAUGUAAUCAGCCUUUAUUAUCGAUCGUGUAGAUAUGUGCAGGAUAUAUUGUGGUGCUACUUCCAUGAAUAACAAACAUGUCAAACAUUUUGAAUUAAAAAAAGACAUGCUGACUGUGUCUAGUAAUUGUUACAUGGUCCCAUUAAUGGAUAAACAGAGGUUUCUAAUGGCCUUUUUCUGACAUGCUGUAUUUAUUUGGAAUUAAAUCGACCGUAAAUGUG
Molecule: messenger RNA, 6125 nt
Organism: Lates calcarifer (barramundi perch)
Lineage: Eukaryota; Metazoa; Chordata; Actinopteri; Centropomidae
Gene: cbln4
Product: cerebellin 4 precursor
Exons: 3
Coding region: 491-1072 (193 amino acids)
Molecular function (GO): protein binding
Source: RefSeq, a predicted model, not a curated record